UGGUGAACACAGACCCAGAGAUGCAGGCGGUAGGCCGGCCCUGAAUCUUCAGCCCUGAGGAGUGGGGCCCUGGGCUACGCUGGACACCCUGGAGGUCAGUGGGAAUAGGGACACCGUUGUACUUGAAUGUUACCCCCACACUUGGGGCCUACUCAGGCUACAGCUUUGUGGGAGGGUUCUGAGCCUUGAGCUCUGUCCAAAAUCUGGCGGGGUGCCCCCCACCCCCAUGCCUGAGGCCCCUCUCAGGGCAGACCAGUGGUGUCCUCUGCAUCUGGGGUGUCUCUUGGUCUUAAUUCUGACCAGACCAAGCUCUUACCACCCUGCUUCCUGGAUCAGAAGGUCAGACACAGGGUCUCGGGGAUGUUUUCCAUCUCAAAGCAGAUGCUCCUGGGGCCCCAGACCCCAGGGAAGGGUUUGGAAGGGCCGAUUCUGGCGGCCCCUGUGUUUGAUCUCCCUUCCCCCUCCUUCCGGGUCCUGAACCCGGGCUGGGAGGGUCUAUGAGACUGCUUUGAUCCCCAGAGCCCAAGGCCUGGAUGGAGGAGGGCCUCGGGUUACAGUGUCCCCUCCCCUCCCCACUCCGGCCACAGCCGGCCCUUCUCCGCCCCUCAGUAACCCUCGUGGCCAGUGCCUCCUUGCUCCGGGGCCUCAGCCCCUCCCCCCACCAACGCCCCUGCCCUAGGUUGAUCGGAGGGGCCAGGCUGGGAAAGGGGUCGAGCCAGAGCUCAGAGAGAUUUGGAACCUAGCCAGCCCUUCAUAUAAGGGCGUUGAGAGCAUCUGCUUUGGGCUCAGACCUGGGGGUCCAAAGAAGAGCCCAGAGGAUCGACUAGGGGCCCACGGUCAGGGGCGCUGACCACAGACCUGGGAGGGUGGAUGCCUGAAAGGAUCAGGUAAAGCGGGGCCUGAAGCACUGGUAGCCACACACCCCUGCCCCUGGGCCAGUGGUCCCCAUGUCAGCCCCGAGGCUGCUCCUGCCGCUACUCCUCGUGGUUGGGCUGACCUCGGAGGCCAGCCUGCUGCAGGGGCCUGGAAGCCACCCAGGCGUGUGCCCCAACCAGCUCAGCCCCAACCUGUGGGUGGAUGCCCAGAGCACAUGUGAGCGCCAGUGCGUCGGGGACCAGGACUGCUUGGCCACUGAGAAGUGCUGCACCAACGUGUGCGGGCUGCAGAGCUGUGUGGCUGCCCGCUUCCCAGAGGGUGGCCUGGCGACGCCUGCGCUGGUGGCCUCGUGCGAGGGCUUCUCGUGCCCACAGCAGGGCUCUGACUGCGACAUCUGGGACGGGCAGCCUGUGUGCCGCUGCCGUGAUCGCUGUGAGAAGGAGCCCAGCUUCACCUGUGCCUCAGAUGGCCUCACCUACUACAAUCGCUGCUACAUGGAUGCGGAGGCCUGCCUACGUGGCCUCCGCCUGCAUGUCGUGCCCUGCAAACACAUCCUCAGCUGGCCACCCAGCAGCCCAGGGCCACCUGAGACCACUGUCCGCCCGACACCUGGGGACACCCCUGUGCCACCUGCCCUCUAUAGCAGCCCUUCCCCACAGGUGGUGUAUGUAGGGGGCACUGCCAGCCUCCACUGCGAUGUCAGUGGCCGUCCACCACCCGCUGUGACCUGGGAGAAGCAGAGUGAUCAGCGGGAGAACCUGAUCAUGCGGCCAGACCAGAUGUAUGGCAACGUGGUAGUCACCAGCAUUGGGCAGCUGGUGCUUUACAAUGCCCGGCCUGAGGAUGCUGGUCUCUACACCUGCACUGCACGCAACGCUGCCGGCCUGCUGCGGGCUGACUUCCCACUCUCCGUGGUCCAGCGGGAUCCAGCCAGGGACAGGGCCCCCAGCACCCCUGCUGAGUGCCUGCCCAACACACAGGCCUGUGCUGGCCCCCUCUCUGGCCGUGUCCUCUGGCACUUUGACCCACAGCGGGGUGGCUGCAUGACCUUCCCAACUGGCAGCUGUGAUGGAGAUGCCCAGGGCUUUGAGACCUACGAGGAGUGCCAGCAAGCCUGUGCCCACGGACCCGGGGAUAACUGCGUGCUGCCGGCCGUGCAGGGCCCCUGCCAGGGCUGGGAGCCACGCUGGGCCUACAGCCCGCUGUUGCAGCAGUGCCACCCCUUCGUGUAUGGUGGCUGUGAAGGCAACGGCAACAACUUCGAGAGCCAAGAGAGCUGUGAGGAUGCCUGCCCUGUGCCGCGCAUGCCGCCCUGCCGGGCCUGCCGUCUCAGAAGCAAGCUGGCGCUGAGCCUGUGCCGCAGUGAUUUUGCCAUCGUAGGGCGGCUCACAGAGGUAGUGGAGGAGUCCGAGGCGGGCAGCAGUAGCAUUGCCCGCGUGGCUCUAGAUGAUGUGCUCAAGGAUGACAAGAUGGGCCUCAGGUUCUUGGGCACCAAGUAUCUGGAGGUAACGCUGAGUGGCAUGGACCGGGCCUGCCCCUGCCCCAAUGUGACAGCGGGUGAUGGCCCGCUGGUUAUUAUGGGUGAAGUGCGAGACGGUGUGGCCGUCCUGGACGCUGGCAGCUACAUCCGCAUUGCCAGCGAGAAGCGCAUCAAGAAGAUCUCAGAGCUGCUAGAGAAGAGGGCCUGCGAGUUACUCAACCGCUUCCAGGACUAGCCCCACCUACCUGUCCCUGUCAUUCAGUCCUCCCAGCCCCCUCAAAUAAAAAUGUUUCUCAGGAGGGAACUUGUGGGUGCCGGUGCUGAGCCUCCCAGGGUUACUAUUUUUCCCUCUUUCAGUCUGUAAUCCAGCUGGGGUCCUGCCACCAAACUGGGGCUUUGGCUCCAGUCCAAAAUCACCAGAGACUCCCUCCUGGGGAGCCUCCUGUCUC
This is a messenger RNA of Phyllostomus hastatus (greater spear-nosed bat), 2805 nucleotides long. It is a transcript of the gene WFIKKN1, whose product is annotated as WAP, follistatin/kazal, immunoglobulin, kunitz and netrin domain containing 1. Bases 948 to 2591 code for a protein of 547 amino acids. Gene Ontology annotation, molecular function: transforming growth factor beta binding; serine-type endopeptidase inhibitor activity; receptor antagonist activity. Lineage: Eukaryota; Metazoa; Chordata; Mammalia; Chiroptera; Phyllostomidae. Gene Ontology annotation, biological process: negative regulation of transforming growth factor beta receptor signaling pathway. The record is from RefSeq and is a predicted model, not a curated record. The transcript has 2 exons. Gene Ontology annotation, cellular component: extracellular region.